This is a messenger RNA of Candidula unifasciata, 2262 nucleotides long. NCBI's taxonomy places the organism in Eukaryota, Metazoa, Mollusca, Gastropoda, Stylommatophora, Geomitridae. The record is from the annotation of a GenBank genome assembly.
AUGCUGAUAGAAGAAAAGUUACACCAUCGGGUGGACAUAAAAACGUAUGCAGUUUUCUUGCUGCCCUGUCUUCUAGCGGCCGCUUGUUUCUGUAAUGGACUGAGUGGCCAGUUUGUUCACGAUGACGUGUUCGCCAUCAGGAAUAACCCGGAUGUUACGGGUUCGAGUCCACUACUGCAGCUGUUUGGAAAUGAUUUCUGGGUGGACGCAUGGAUGAUCCUAGGAGCCACAGAUCCUACAGACCACUUUGCAUUUGAUUACCUUGUCAGCGGUGGAAACCCUGUGUGGUUUCACGUCAUCAACACGGUACUACACACCAUCGUGACCCUGACCCUGACCUGGGUGUGUCUGCACGUGCUGCACACAUCUACCACGUGUGCUGUCCUGACCAGUUGUCUGUUUGCUGUCCACCCCAUACACACCGAGGCGGUGAGAUAUUGUGUUGAACCGUUUUCUUUUUGUGUUCAUAUUCACAUGUUUUCUGAAAGUGUAUUUACAAUCGCACCAACAUUCUUUGGCCUGGCUCUGACAUUCCCCAGACUUUUGACAUUUCUGUAUCUUCCGACAUUCAACAUCUGGCUGCUCCUGUGUCCGGCCACACUGAGCUAUGAUUGGGGCGGAGCCAGCAUCCCGUUGAUGAGUUCUGUCAGUGACCUGAGGAACAUCGUCUCUGUGAUCUUCUACCUGAGCCUCGCGCUCAUGGUUUGGACAGGUCUCCAGAAAAUGUUCAAUACAAACAAAUGUGGUGCUGAGGGUACUAGUGCCCUUUCAACGAUCAUGGCUGUAUGCUUGAUGGUGCUGCCGUUCCUGCCUGCAUCUAACUUGUUCUUUAGAGUAGGUUUUGUGGUGGCGGAGCGAGUUUUGUACAUCCCCAGCAUGGGUUACUGUCUGCUCGUGACGCAAGGCUUCCUGACACUCCGGUCUCGUCUACCCGGGCUCAGAUCUCUGCUGAUGCUACUGUACCUGCUUUUACUGCUGGCGUUGGCAACCCGAACCUUGGACAGGAACCAGGUGUGGCAAUCCCGCCAUUCAUUAUUCUGGUCAGGGGUGCGAACCCUUCCCCACAACGACAAGAUACAUUACAACCUGGCUAACCUGCUCAAAGACGAAGGCAAUAUUACCGAGGCUGAGAAACAUUACAAAGAAGCUAUAGCACUGAACCCCGGCUUUGCCAGCUACCAUCUCAAUCUGGGCACGCUGCUCAACAAUAAUUCACAGGCUCGGCACCAUUAUCAAGAGGCAUUGAGACUCCAGCCGCAACACAUGGGAGCCAUGGUGAACCUCGGCAGCCUGCUAUUGAACGAAGGCGACCAGUCUGGUUUGGCGUUGAUUCAGCAAGUCCUGACAAUGGACCCUAACAACUUUGAGGCGGUAGUGACUAUGGCCCACGCCCUGCUGGUCAACGACAGCUUGUCUCAGGCCGGAAUCUACAGCACACGGGCUGUCACCUUGAAGCCGGACUCGGCUAAAGCCCAUCUGUGUCACGGCAUUUACCUGCACAACACAGGACAAACUGGCAAAGCUCUCAAAGAAUAUAAAGCCGCACUCAGGCUGGAACCCAACGACAGCACAGCUCUCCUGAACUCAGCGAGAAUCUUCUACAAAGACGGACAACUCCGGGAGGCAGAAAGACAUCUAGAAAAAGCACUGGGUCUCAACCCAAACUGCAGCGAAUGCCUGACCUUGCGGGGCUCUGUCUACUCCCAAACAGGCAACCAUCAGCAGGCUAUACUCAGCCUGGCCGACGCUGCGAAGAUGGCACCCAACAACACCUUGACCAAUCUGAAAUACAUUCAGGCAUUAAAAAGUAGCCUUCAGAAAGUCAAGGCCAGGCUGGUGCUGCAGGAACUGAUAGUUCGCGUCCCUGGUGACCUGCAUAUUCUCAAGUACGCUUUCACACUUGCCAUGGAGGAGGGCAGAUACACGGAGGCACUCCAGCAUAUCCAAGAGGUUAUCAGUCUUGUAACGUCUGCUGGAGAUAACUCCCUGAGCGGUCUGUACCGAGAUCUUGCGGAGGUGUACAGGCACAUGAAUGACCCAGUCAGUGCACUCCAGGCAAUAGAGAAAGCUAUACAGUUUAACUCAACCAAUGUGGAAGCCAUUAUUGAUGCUGGGAGCUUUUAUUUCCUUCAAAAAAACUUCAGGCAAGCUGAAAGUCGCUACCUGCAGGCUCUGAAGCUGGAACCUAGCAACGGGCUGGCAAAACUCAACUUGGAAAAACUCAAACAAGUCUACCACAAGUCGAAAAACUCUAAGAGAUGA